UUGCGGAAGUAAAGCGGAAGUAGCUGCCAACGUCUCCUCCUCAUCUUGAACCAUGCUUGAAUGGAGGUGACCUUAGUAGUAAGUGUUUGUUAUAUUGUAGGCUAAAGGAACUUGCCGUGGACACAUCGCGUCAGUCCGGUCUGGUUUAGAUGCUAAGCUUGAAUCUUAAAUAUCAGUGAAGACUUGUUGGAGAGAGCAGCCCGGACAGAGAUGGCAGAGGCACAUCAGGCUCGAGUCCAUGCUGCUGUAGAAGACAUGGUCCAAAGCCUGGAGAGGGACCACAUCCGAGUGAUGCAGGGUCGCAUGUUCAGGUGCUCUGCAGACUGCUGUGAUCGCUCCUCUGACUCCAUGUCUGUGGUGCAUCGGUGCAUCGAGAAGUGUCACACUCCUCUGGCCCAGGCUCAGGGACUGGUCACUUCAGAGCUGGAGAAGUUUCAGGACCGUCUGACCAGAUGCACAAUGCACUGCAACGAUAAGGCGAAGGAUCUUUUCGAUUCCGGCGCUAAGGAGCCAGCUGUUCGAUCACUGAUGGACAGCUGUGUGGGCAGUUGUGUAGAUGACCAUGUGAACCUGAUCCCCAGCAUGACCCGAAGACUCAAAGACAAUUUGGACUCUAUACAACAGUAAGGAGCGGGAUGGAAGACCGUAGUCCUUCCUGCGGUCAUUGCACAUACAGAGGUGCACGGUCACUCAACUCAGCCAGUUUGACCAGUAACAAGUGAAGAAUAGAGGGCUGGAAUACUAUGAAAGGGCAGAGAGUGAAGUUUAAAAUGCAUUGUGUGAUGCAAAAGAGUUUUGACUGGUUUUAGAGACGGAUUCUGAAUACUGGUGUUGUGGAGAUUCAAAAUGGCUCAUGAGACUUGUUAUUGUACUAUGUGUAAUCUACAAGCAGUAACCUCCCUGGAGACUGGGAGCUUGGAGUUUUGUCAGAUUUUGGUUUAUCUGCAACAAGAAAGAAAUCCAGUGAUGCAUCUGGUGUCGCGUCAUUAGGUGUUUUCGGACCAAACGGUUCUGGGGACUCACUGAGAGGAACUGCCCACUGAGAAAUACAUACUUUCAAGGGCUUUUUUCUGUUUGCACUCGCACCGCCAAUUGGAACGCUGAAGUGACGUAAGCCGGCCAGCGCCGCACGCACACAUCUCUAGCUGGGAUAUCAGCAAGCAGCUAGUUUGCUACAUUUCACAAGCUCUCAUAGCUUUUUUUAGUAAUAUAAGAAUAAAUAAACAACUUUGUUGCAUGCCACAGUCAUAUAAACUCAAGCAAAAUAGUUGUCACCAAAGUACCGUUUGCGAUUUCAGUUUGAAUCUGCUAUCGUUUCUUCGGCUCAGUGGGUUAGCCUUUGAGCUACUGGGUUAACUCGCUAAGCAGCGGCUCUUGCACGUUCUUUGGCUCGGUGUUUUUGAAAAACAUGGCUCAUUGGCUCAUGUGAUCGACCAAUCACCGCACACUUAUGUCACUCACGGUUCCCAUUGUGCUGGGAGUACCUACUCUGAAAUAGGAGCUAAAAAAGUCCCUCAAUCCGGCGUUCCAAGAACUACGAUCGUUCCUAGUUCUUGCGGUGAAAAAGUUCCUCCGGUCCGAAAACGCCUAUUGUGUGUGAACAAGAUGCCAACUCAGACAUGCAUUGAAGAGAAGUGUGCAUAGGAAACACUCACUCACAGUGCAUAUCUGAGUAUCACGUUUUAAAUUACUGGUAUAGAGUACACCACCCAAUGAACAUGAUACACAUGUGCAUCAAUUCCUGCAUAAAGUUUUGACUGUACGUUAUGUUGAAUUCUUCUUCUCAGUCAUAUUUAAUUACUGAAGGUUUUCUCCAGUAUGAGCCCUCAUUCUUUUUUUUGUCAUUUCAUUGUUGUUAAGCUGUUCUGUGAUUGUCUGACCUCUCGUGAGAUAUGUUUAUAUAUCUGAAUUAAAAGUACUGUACCUGUACCUUUUGGACUGCAUUACUUCCACAAUAUCAACAACAUGAGCUCUGUUUGCAAAUAAAAAUACAAGGCAAUGAUGAA
This is a messenger RNA of Sebastes umbrosus (honeycomb rockfish), 2006 nucleotides long. RefSeq names its product family with sequence similarity 136 member A (gene timcc). The record is from RefSeq and is a predicted model, not a curated record. NCBI's taxonomy places the organism in Eukaryota, Metazoa, Chordata, Actinopteri, Perciformes, Sebastidae. Bases 211 to 627 code for a protein of 138 amino acids. Gene Ontology annotation, cellular component: cytoplasm. The transcript is spliced from 3 exons.